Histoplasma capsulatum G186AR is the source of this 1255-nucleotide messenger RNA. Its product is annotated as ran-specific GTPase-activating protein. Gene Ontology annotation, biological process: nucleocytoplasmic transport. NCBI's taxonomy places the organism in Eukaryota, Fungi, Ascomycota, Eurotiomycetes, Onygenales, Ajellomycetaceae. Gene Ontology annotation, cellular component: nuclear pore; cytoplasm. The transcript has 4 exons. The coding region runs from base 1 to 786 and encodes 261 amino acids. The record is from RefSeq and is a predicted model, not a curated record. Gene Ontology annotation, molecular function: GTPase activator activity.
AUGACCGACAUUACCAACGCAAAGCCUGAAGACCCCACCACCACCACCACCGACGCUGCUGCGGCGCCAGAGGAAGAAAAGCCAGUCGACGCUCCUCCUGCCGAAGAACCCAAGCCAGACACAGAAAAAGAAGUUGCUGCUGCUGCUGAUGACGAUGCAAAGAAAGACGCGGAGGGAGGGGACAACAAGCCCCCCACCACCACAUCUGAUAGCGUGUUUUCGAUGUUUGGUGGGGGUCCGAAGAGGGAGAGGAAACGGGAGGAUGAUGAGGAUGAGGAUGAGCCGUCUGGGUCUUCGAAGGCGAAGAAGGAUGGGGAUGUAGCGGAGGAGGAGGAAGCGGACGUCCACUUUGAGCCCGUCGUACAUCUUACCGAAAAAGUCGAAAUCAAGACGAACGAGGAGCUGGAGGAACAGACAUUUAAGAUGCGUGCGAAGCUCUUUAAAUUCGACCGUGAGUCCCGGGAAUGGAAAGAGCGUGGGACCGGCGAUGUCAGACUUCUUAAGCACAAGGAAAACCAGAAGACCCGCCUGGUUAUGCGGAGAGAUAAGACGCUGAAGGUUUGCGCGAAUCAUUACAUUGUUCCCGAUAUGAAGCUGGCACCCAAUGUCGGUAGCGACCGAAGUUGGGUAUGGAAUGCCGCUGCAGAUGUCAGCGAAGGUGAACCUGAAGCACAAACUCUGGCCAUCCGCUUUGCGAAUAGUGAAAAUGCGAACCUCUUUAAGGAAGCCUUCGAAAAGGCCCAACAGGAGAACGAGAAGCUUUUCGCCGCUGGCGCUAGCGAGUAAAUUUUUCAAUAGUCUGCUCGGGACUAUAUUAUUCACGUUCUUACUAUCAUCAUCAUCAUCAUCCCAAAUAUCAUCAUCUUCGAGAACAAUUUAUGCGUCACUGAGAUGUGUUUUAACAGCACGUUCAAUUAUCCCCUUUGACAACACGCCCCGUCUGGACUCAAAUCCCCCGUCCCCACUUCACUAUCAUAUCCCCCUUCACCACCAUCGCCAUCACCGUUCCCCAAUACAGACUCCCCGAAUAAUCCUUACGUCCCCCUUGACAACCCCUAUGCAAAAUCCCAAUACCCCCCGCUUUUUUUUUGGUCAAUGAGACUGCUUUUCCCCUGAUUCCUAUUCGAUGAUGUAAUGUGUUUCUCAUCAAGCAAUGGUGCAGAUGAAAUUAUUUUUUAUAUUAUCUUUUCACACAGAAAAAGAAGAAGAUAAAGCGCCAAAAAAGGUUAUAAAUAGAUAAAUUUGAAUGUCCAUG